GUAAUGUUAAACGAAAAAACAAUCAACUUCUUCGAUACAAUGCUUUCCCAUUAACUGAUUUGCCCAUCCAGAAGCUAUAAAAUGGAUGCAACUUCUCGGUGUUGGUCUAUUCUCCCGUAACCGGGUGUCGUUAACCUUGUCCAGUAAAAUGAGGAACGUAGUGCGCUCGGGAGUGAUCCUGCUGCUGGCGAUCGCGCUUGCCAGUUGCCCUGUGGAAGGUCAGCACGAUCCACACUUCGUCCCUGGCCACAGCACCAUUGUGCAUCUGUUCGAGUGGAAGUGGAACGACAUUGCGGACGAGUGUGAGCGUUUCCUGGGGCCGAAGGGUUACGGUGGUGUGCAGCUGUCACCGGUCAACGAGAAUAUCAUUAUUCGAUUGGACGAUGGUUCCCGACCAUGGUGGGAACGCUACCAGCCCAUUUCGUACAAGCUGGACACUCGCUCCGGCACGGAGGCACAGUUUGCCGAGAUGUCCCGCCGCUGUAAUGCGGCCGGCGUACGUCUCUACGUGGACAUCAUCAUCAACCACAUGGGUGCGACGCAACCCGUUGAGCCGGCUAUUGGUACGGGAGGUUCAACGGCCAUUCCCUCCGACCGUCAGUUCCCGGCAGUACCGUUCGGGUGGCCCGACUUCAAUGCGCCGUGUGACAUCAACGAUUGGGGCAAUCCAGUCGAGAUCCGGAACUGUGAGCUUGUUGGACUACACGAUCUCAACCAGGCCGAACCGUGGGUACGCGAUCGUGCCGUCGACUUCCUGAACCAUCUGAUCGAGCUCGGAGUUGCCGGGUUCCGCGUGGAUGCCGCCAAACACAUGUGGCCUGCAGAUCUUGAGGUGAUCUUCGGCCGGCUCCACAAUCUUAACACCGCGUACGGUUUUGCACCCGGAUCGAGAGCGUUCCUUGCGCAAGAAGUUAUCGAUAUGGGAAGCCAUGAGGCGGUCCGCAAGUACGAGUACACGCACCUCGGCACGGUCACUGAGUUUAUGUAUUCACACUACCUUGGCCGGGCAUUCAGUGGUGGCGAUGCUCUCCGUUGGUUAUACAACUUUGGCGAUGCGUGGGGCCUGCUUUCGUCGCGCGAUGCCUUCGUAUUCGUGGACAAUCACGACAACCAGCGGGGCCAUGACGGUAUCCUCACUCACAAGGAACCCAAGCCGUACAAAAUGGCGACCGCAUUUGCAGCGGCCUACCCGUACGGGCAGCUGCGCGUUAUGAGUUCGUUCGCAUUCACCAGCUUCGAUCAGGGCCCGCCGGCCGAUGCGCAGGGUAAUCUGCUGUCGCCCAUCAUUAACCCGGACACGACUUGCGGUGGCGGUUGGGUGUGUGAGCACCGAUGGCGCCAGAUUUACAGCAUGAUCCACUUCCGCAACCUUGCGUGGGGUACGCCGAUGCAGCACUGGUGGGACAAUGGUAACAACCAGAUCGCCUUUGCCCGAGGAAACGUUGGCUUUGUGGCGUUCAACCUGGAACCGUACGACAUGAAUGUGAUCCUGCAGACGGGUCUGCCGGCUGGUAUCUACUGUGAUGUUAUUUCUGGUUCGCGCGUCGGUGAAACCUGUACCGGGCUGCAGGUUAUUGUAGAGCCGAACGGUUAUGCAUCGAUUUCUAUCCGCGCGAAUGCCGAGGACGGUGUGAUUGCCAUCCACAGUGAGGUAAGUGUACGGGGAAUGUAUUCACAUUGA
Anopheles marshallii is the source of this 1681-nucleotide messenger RNA. RefSeq names its product alpha-amylase A-like. Bases 86 to 1681 code for a protein of 531 amino acids. The transcript has a single exon. The record is from RefSeq and is a predicted model, not a curated record. Gene Ontology annotation, biological process: carbohydrate metabolic process. Gene Ontology annotation, molecular function: cation binding; alpha-amylase activity. NCBI's taxonomy places the organism in Eukaryota, Metazoa, Arthropoda, Insecta, Diptera, Culicidae.